AUGAAUGACCGCUUAAAUAAGCGUUUCGGGGAAUUAUUGGCUUUUUGUGCGAGGAAGUUUGUUGGAAUUCUUUCAAAAAUCGGGGGAAAAAAAAAAAUUAAAACCCGGUCGGCGCUUUUAAAAAGAACCAUUGGAAGUUCAAACAAAUAGGAUGAAGGUUCGAAAUUUCUAUGCAAACUUUGGAACGCUAUUUCAAAUUAAUUUCUCAAAAAAGUAUGUUGAAGUUUCGGAAAAACUUCGUUUCGAGAGAAGGGAAUGGUGUUUUCACCUAGCCCAGGCAUGAUAAAUCUCCCGAAAAAGUUUCCCCAAGAACAAAAUCAUCGAAAGUCACUCUAAUGACUACGAUUUCUGAACCAAUUUUUUUGCAGAUUACUCGGUGAUAGCCCUCCUUCCCGUUCUACUUGUCCUUCUUCUAGUCGUUUCCGUCUUCUGCGCCUACCGCUACCGCCAAUGGCGACUCAACAAGAAGCAGUUGCAACAGCUCAACGACUUCUACGACAUCGUCGAAGCUUCUCCCUGUUUACAGGGCAAACCGAUCCGGAUACAGCACACCUGCGGCAACGCUGUGGGUUUUGAAGAGAUUUUUCCGCGUUUUAUUGAACGUUUCUUUGGUGCUAUAGCCAAUUCACGUCUAGCUUGAAACGCAAAAAGGCGCGGGGUAUCUGCGCUCUCCCUCUACCAGACACUCUCUUUUCUUAUCGUUUCAGGACCUUUUUCUGAUAGCUCAAGCCAGCCAAUAAUAAAAAAAAAGAAAACCAAACGUUUUGCGUGACCUGAAAUAACACUGGUAAUUACUUUUGAUGGGUCAUUUGAAAAAAAAAAGAAAUUUCAGUUAUUUUCCAUGAACACUUUCGAUUCUCGAACUGAAAUGUAGAAGAGAAUAUAACACAGAAACGAUUUACUGAGUCUGUCAUUUAAAAAUGGAUAAAUUUCAAAAAAAAAGGUCUUUGAAAUGAUAAGAGAAAUUGCAGAAGAAAUCGCUAUAGUUUUUUGGGUCUCAAACUAGCGAAAAUCAGCUGAAAGAAUUGAAGUUGAUCUGAUACUUCUGUUAUAUGUGUCUAAAAUCUUUCUAACUAUUAUAACUCUGAAUCGUUUUUUUCUUCAGUCAGUAACAUGCGAAAAAGUGUCCCGAGCGGUUUGUGUCCCUCCAGACGGCUCUCCCUUCUUCCAGCCCUCGACUUCGGCCAGGAAUCGGCCCCUUCGAGCUCCUGAGCAGUCGCAGAAGGCCUUGAAUGGUCAUGAAGUAAGCUGUCUACUCCCAGAACCUAAUCUUGAUGAAAAUCUAAGGUCAUCUACCAUUUCACUCAACUGCCAAACAAGAACAAAAAAACGACAGUCGUCCAUCGGGUGUAG
Messenger RNA from Caenorhabditis auriculariae, 1353 nucleotides. NCBI's taxonomy places the organism in Eukaryota, Metazoa, Nematoda, Chromadorea, Rhabditida, Rhabditidae. The record is from the annotation of a GenBank genome assembly.